Molecule: messenger RNA, 3228 nt
Organism: Balaenoptera musculus (blue whale)
Lineage: Eukaryota; Metazoa; Chordata; Mammalia; Artiodactyla; Balaenopteridae
Product: wiskott-Aldrich syndrome protein homolog 1-like
Exons: 3
Coding region: 38-838 (266 amino acids)
Source: RefSeq, a predicted model, not a curated record
AGGCUCCUGCAAAACACAACGAAAGCCAGCCGGUCACAUGCGGCUGUGCGGACCCCGGCGGGCGGGGAGGGCAGGCGGGGAGGGGCGGUGGUCCCUCGGCCCCCGGGAUCACGCGUUACCUCCAUGGCCACCCGCUGCCCGCACUUCCGCCCGCCGCCUCCCACGGAGCCCCGCCGCGGGUCAAAGGUCGCGCUUCUCCGCCGGCCCCGCCCCCGCGUCUCCAAGGCCGCGGCCCGGCGGCGCUUCCGCUUCCGCCUCGGGAGGUGGCUCCCCGCGCGCUCCGCCUCGCCCCCGGGCCGGCCCGCGAUGGGGCGGGGCGUGGAGGGGCGGGCCCGUGGGCGGGGCCCGGCGCGCCACCAGGGCAGUGGGGGGCCCGGCCCCUCCUGGGAGGGUCGGGCGUUGUGGGACCGCGCGCGCUCAGGCGGCCGCCCUAGUCUCCUGUCCCCUCACCUGUCCCCUUAGCUGUCCCAUCUCCUGUUCCCUCUCCUGUCCCUCACCUGUCCUAUCUCCUGUCCUCCUGUGCCCUCAGCUGUCCCCUCAGCCCCCCUCAGUUCCCCCAGAGGCCCUUAGCCUCGGAACGGGCGCGUGGCUGUGCCCUGCGGCUGCAGGAGGCCGAGGGGACGAGGCGCAGCUGUUCCUGAGGCGAGUGGGUGACCGCAGAGCGGGAGCGCUGUCCCGCCUGGCAGCCUGGACGCCGGCCCUCCUCCUGGACGGAUACCGGACAGGUCACAAAACUGAAAGAAAGAAGAAGCGCGAGGACAGGCAGUGGAGUAGCUCCGGGAGCCAUACCUGGAAGACAGCCUCUCCUCAGGGCACUUCUCUCAAGGUGUUCCUGUGAGGCGUUCCUGGGUGAGACUAACAUUUGAGCUGGUAAUCAGAGUGAAGCAGAUUGCCCUCUGUCAUCAGGGUGGACCUCAUCCAAUCAGUUGAAGGCCUGACUGGAACAAAAGACUGACACGCCCCAAGUAAGAAAAAUUCUCCUGCCUGAGAGCUUCAAACCAGGACAUCAGCUCUGCAGCUUUUGGGCUUGUUAGCCUCUGUAACAGAGUGAGCCAGUUCUUCUGUAUAUACAUAGGUUCUAUUUCUCUGGAGAACCUGACUAAUACAGAUUUUGGUGCCAAGAGUGGUUCUAGAGGAACAGAGUCUUGAGGAUGAAUUUUCUGAAUUAGCUUUGGGGGUUUCUGGAAUUGGUUCUCUAAUCUGAUUAGAUGUAAAGACACUAGUGAUUCUAUUUCCAGUAGUGAAGAGAGCACUUUAGACCAUGGCAUGUACUGUCAAUAAACCAGUAGAGAAGUGCAAAAUAUCACCAUUGUGUAUGUCUAAUGAACACUUGUAGGAAGCAAAGAUCUGAGUGACCAUGUGUACAGCACGUCCUAACAUCUUUGUCAGCCUGAUGUGUACCCUGUGAUUGGCUGGUUGCUCCCAGUGUCCCUGGACACCAGGCUGAGUACACUGGACCAUGUCCACCACGGAAGGGGCAGCGUUUUGUCCGCAGUGGAAGAGACACGGACUGGUGCGAUCUGCCUUCUCUGUGUGCAGUGCUGCUGCCAGAACUACCAGAGGGGUUAGUCCGAAGGGAGGGACGCUUUCUCCAGAAGACUCAAAAAUGCCUCCAUUGAACUGGAAGUUAAGACUUACCGGCCACGCCGGGCUCCUUGCACCUCAGAAUCAAGAGGCAGAGAAGGGAGGUCCUGUCCUGACCUCCAGGGGGAUUUGGGCUGUGUCUGCAUCCACACGGGAGGUGAGGACCAGCGAGUCUGGAUCACGGAGACCCCCGUGGGGCGUCUCGGUGUCACCACGCCCUGUGCUCAAGGUCAGCGGGAACCGACAAGAACCCCAGCCAGGCAGGAUGGCUGACGGCCCAGACCCUUCAGGAAUGGAGGCCUCAGUCACCACCAGGUCAGAAGCACGGCAGCCGAGCUGCUUGCUGAGGGCGAAGGGGAGACGGAGCGGGUAGGGGGAGAAGGUGGUUAUAGAAACCCGCCGUGACCAGUUGCAGAGACAAGGGUUGUAAUCAUCAUGACGAUUUCCUUCUUGCUUUGUUAUAAGUGUGUAUUUAUACACAAAUAUCUCUAUUUCCUUCCCUCUUGUAUCCACUUUUCAUCUAACAUACCAUGUAUUGGCUUUCCAUCAUUUUAUUUAAGUAUUAGUUUUACCUCAUAACAUCAGAGUAUUUGAGUUGUGGGAGAUCAAGGAGAAGAAUGCCCAGGAAAGUCGUGCCUUCAUGAACAGCAGGUGGAAAUCAGGGGCAGUAGAUGGUGUGUGAGGAUGGGGUGGGGACCAGGAGGGGACGGACUCCGGCUCUACCAUCUCCAAGACUGAGGGGCUGGAGGUACCACAUGUGAGAACACCUCCCCAGAAGCUGCAAACACAACAGUGCUGGAGAAGGUUGGGUGUGGGAGCAGAUCACACAGAGGCGCCAUCCGGAGUUUUGGAGAGAGGGGAGUGUACGUUCCUGUUGAAUUCCAGGUCCACAGGCUGCAGCUUGGAAGAAGCUGAGACAGGUUGGCAGCCUGUGGUCUUCAAUCUCCUUCUGACAAUGAAGCCCAGUCUCUCAAUAAGAAAUGUAUUAAUCAACUAUACUCUAAUAUAAAAUAAAAAGUUAAAAAAGAAUAAACGUUUGGUGGAAUUCACCAGUGGGGGAAAAAAGCCCGCAAAACGCCCUUGGACUAGUCAGCAGAGCUGUAACCUGCUCUCACGGUUUGCAGGAGAAGCAGAGUCAGAUCCUGGGCACCCGAGACUCCCAGCCCUGCUGAUGGCCGACACUUACAACAAUUUCCAGAAACAACGCUGACAUCCAAGGGCUUUCAUCGUAAAUCGACAGGCUUCCAGUGUGAAGCUUUGUGUUCAGAUUGCUUCACGAUUUCGAAGUAUUUUUUUUCCGUUUUAGAUCAACGUGGAGGUAACUGCACACCAGCCUGAACGCCCCAAGGCUGUUUGUUAAGGAAAAUCUUUGGAAAUCAAAACAUCCUGCUGGGGGUUAACGGGCCAGGCAAACCUCAUUGUGAAUUCUCCUAGUGUGCAGGCAUUAAGAUACACCCACGCGACCCAAUACGCUGGAAAGCAGUGACACAUCCCCUCCCCCAUCUGUCCCUCUAUCGCAGUGAAAGGUUUCAUAAAAUUCAAUGUCAGGUGGAGAAGUAUAAGUGUUUUCAUAUUUUCAGCUUUCUUUCAGAAACUAGGAUCUAUUUAAUACAUUCAGAAAAUAAAGCAAUAUUUCGUCCUUUA